Emiliania huxleyi CCMP1516 is the source of this 996-nucleotide messenger RNA. RefSeq lists its product as hypothetical. NCBI's taxonomy places the organism in Eukaryota, Haptophyta, Isochrysidales, Noelaerhabdaceae. Bases 1 to 996 code for a protein of 331 amino acids. The transcript is spliced from 2 exons. The record is from RefSeq and is a predicted model, not a curated record.
AUGGUUGUGCGCCUCGAGCCCGACGUCGACGACGACGAGGAGGCCUUCACGUAUAGCGAGUGGUUGUCCAUCCUGGGCGUGAGCGACGCGGCCGGCAUCAAGGGCGGCGGCCCAGCCCGGCUCACGGAGAGGUGUGUCAACCGCCAGGACGCCGAGUGCGACGCCGGGAUCAAACCUCUCGCCAGCGAGCCGCCGCCAGAGCCGUCCGCGGACGUCAACCUUGACAGCAGCUUCGAGCCCGGGCCGGGUCAGAACUGGCUGCACCAGGAGCUGGGCUCGCUGCAGCGGCAGCUCGAGUAUGCGAACGAAGCGCUCGCGUCCGAGCGGGCCCAGGCUGUCCGGCUGGAGGCGUCGCUCGACUCGCUGCGUGCGUCCGAGGAGCAGCUGCGCGGCGAGCUUCGCGCGGAGGCUGCCAAGGGCCAACGCGACGCUCGCGCGAUGCGGCAGCUGCAGCGCCGCGAGGCGCUUCUGCUGAGCCAGCUGGCGGCGCUGGAGCGGGAGAGGGACGAGGCCGUGCGGUCCGGGGAGGCGCUCCGCUGCGGCACGGGCGCGCUGCAGACCGCGCUGCGCGAGGUGGAGCAGAGCCAGCUCGAGGACCGCAGGAUGGGCGAGGCGCCUGCCGAGGGGUCGCUCGCCGGGGAGGCUGCCUUGGCGGCGGGCCCGCGCGAGCCUCCGGCGGGAGAGGAGCGGUCGCUUGUCGGUCUCCCCUCCCGCACAGAGCAGCGUGGCGGCGCCUCGGCGCCGUUUGGAUCGCCGGGUGAGCGGCUGGGGCCCGGGGACGCCUCCUCGUGCAUGGAGCGGCGGCUGACGGCCCUCUCGCAGGAGCGGGGGCUCCUGCAGUGCGAGCUCGAGCGGAUGCCGCUCAGCGCGGGCAGGAGCAACGCCGAGCGGAAGCGCAAGCUGGCUGUGGAGUCGCGCAUCGCAGAGCUAAGUCGAGAGGUGAGCGAUCUGAGGUUGCGACUCAAGGCGGCGACCGCGCUGUCCGGCUGCCGGUGA